This is a messenger RNA of Myotis brandtii (Brandt's bat), 2993 nucleotides long. RefSeq names its product calcium binding tyrosine-(Y)-phosphorylation regulated (gene CABYR). The transcript has 7 exons. Gene Ontology annotation, biological process: sperm capacitation. The record is from RefSeq and is a predicted model, not a curated record. Gene Ontology annotation, molecular function: calcium ion binding. NCBI's taxonomy places the organism in Eukaryota, Metazoa, Chordata, Mammalia, Chiroptera, Vespertilionidae. Gene Ontology annotation, cellular component: cytoplasm; sperm fibrous sheath. Bases 423 to 2648 code for a protein of 741 amino acids.
GGGAUCAAACCUGCAACUGGCAGGGGCGACACCCGGGUCAGGAAACGUGCUGCUAAAUAGCAUUUUGCUUUGACGGUUAGAGGUCAGCACCUGUGUCACUACUGCAACUCAACUGCCUCUGAACCCCUGUGACUCGUCACUUCCUGGGGGGAUGUGGGGGACGCCCGCCUGUCACAGCUCCCCUCUGCCGAGGACCCCCAGCUCCAGAAUGGCUGGGGUUCUCCCAAGUGCCCUCUUGCUUUUUAUCUUGGGAAACCGCACCGCUGACCAGCUGUGUUGUGUUUGGAAUGGCCGCCCGUGGCUGGGCUGACCCGACACCCUUGUCCUGGCAUCCUAGCCUGACCUGUAGCCCCAUACUGUUUUCAUCCGGACGGACGUCCUUGUUAAUUUUGUUCUUUAUGUGUAUUUGUAAGCUUCCGUAAAUGUUUCUUCAGAAUGACAGAAUGUACACACACGCUGAUACCUCGGUGGCCACCACUGCAGCUCUGAGAACUGCAGGUUACAGGUGCAGCGCCCGUGGCACCACUUACAAUCAAGAAGGUGGGAGAGGGGGAGAGCAGAAGCCGGGACAGAGGCUGAGGGAGGAGAGAGAGAAGAAAGGUGCACAGGCUGUUGAGAUUACAUACAGACAUCCUGCCAAGAUGUUCUCUACAAAGCCCAGACUUGUUGUACCUUACGGCCUCAAGACGCUGCUCGAGGGAGUCAGCAGAGCCGUCCUCAAGACCAAUCCACCCAACAUCACCCAGUUUGCAGCAUUUUAUUUCAAAGAACUUAUUGUGUUUAGAGAAGGGAACAUUCCUCUGGAUAUAAAAGAUCUGGUUAGACAAUUUCAUCAGAUUAAAUUUGAGAAAUGGUGCGAAGAAAGGACAGAAGAGAAGAAGCCAGAGUUCAUAAAAGAACCAGAAGAAGCAGCUGCCGUUCCCAAAGAGCCGACCCGGGUGGAGAAGUCCACGGACACGGAGGAGGACCACAUCUUCGGACCCCAGUUCAUCCACAAGACCACGCAGUUCCCGUCCGUGUAUGCUGAGCAGCAGCCAGCGCCGGAGGACACAAGCAAGGCAGUCCGUCCACCCAAGCCAUGCACCCCCAAGACUACCCCCACCUCGUCACCAUCCCCGGCUGACAUCCCACCAGAGUUUGCCUAUGUCCCCGCCGACCCCGCUCAGUUUGCUGCUCAGAUGUUAGGUAACGUUUCAUCUACUCAUUCUGAUCAGUCUGAAGUUUUAAUGGUGGAUGUGGCAACAAGUUUGCCUGUUUUUGCCAACGAGGUGCUGACUUCAGAGGUUGCUGAAGACACUGUGGUGACCACUUCUGUUGCAAAUUCUGGAGAGAGGGUAGCAGUGCAGGUGGCAAGCCACUCCUCUGUCCAUGUAGCUUUGGGGUCUAAGCCUACAGACGAUCAGGCUGAACCAGCAACGGCUCCCUCACCCCCCUUGCAGGAUGAACAAGACCUCCCUGCCUUUGAUCAAGCUCCUCGGGGGUCCUGGCAGGCUGGCACUGGGGGGAAGGCCACCCCUCAUAUCUCAUCUAUCUUUAACGACAAGCCUGUGAUUGAAGCAGUUACUCAUAUGGAGCGAACAUCAGAAGAAGUAGUUAUCGCUUUUUCCGAUCACAUUGUUAGUCUUAAAGAGAUUGAGCAGUCACCACCAGAGAGUGCCAUUCUUAUAGACAAGAGAGUCUCGGGCGGGCCUGAAAAAGCUGAGGGUUCUGCAAAACUUGCCCCAUUGGAGGAUGCAAACCAUCCCUCCGUGCAGGUGGAGGCAGAAGCAACCAUUCUGAUCUCCGACACCUCUCUGAAAGGCCUGCUUGCACAGUCCCUGAACCCAGAGGGCGCCGCCCAGGCCAUAGGCUCUCAGAGAUCUCUGCAUCUUGAAGUGGAGAUCAUUGCGCUAGUUCCCGGGCAGGAGGAGAACUCGGAAGACUCCGCCCCCCCGGAGGCAGAGGUCAGACCCGUGGGCUCUGGGGAAGCUGCCGAAGCCUUGCACUCAGGUGCCUCAGUAACGCCAGAGAUCGAACCCGAAGGGGAGGCAGCACCUGCACCAGGUUUGAUGGAGCCAGCAAUAGCAACAAGCGAAGCAGGACAGCCACCACCAUAUUCUAACACGUGGACCCUUUACUGUCUAACUGAUAUGAAUCAACCAAGCCGCCCAUCACCGCCACCUGCACCUGGGCCUUUCCCCCAGGCCACCCUCUAUUUACCUAAUGCUAAGGAUCUGCAGAGUCCACCGAAAGUCACUUCUCCAACUUAUGUGAUGAUGGACGACAGCAAGAAGGCCAGUGCCCCGCCUUUUAUCCUAGUAGGCGCCAAUGUCCAGGAAGCGCAGGACUGGAAGCCGCUUCCCGGGCACACGGUCGUGUCCCAGCCAGAUACCCUGAAGAGAUACGCGACAGUCCAAGUGCCCAUUGCCGUUCCUGCAGAUCAGAAAUUCCAGAAACUCCCCCGACAUGCCCAGAGUGCUAGUCCUCCUUCCAGUGGACAAGAAGGUCCCCGGCCACAGAGCCCAGUUUUCCUUUCUCUCGCUAUCCCGGUAGAAGAUGUAGCCAAAAAGUGUUCAGGAUCUGGUGACAAACGUACCCCCUUUGGAAGUUAUGGUAUUGCUGGAGAGAUAACCCUGACUACUGCCAAUGUCCGCAGAGCAGAACCCUAAUGCCACAGAUGCUGAAAACGAGGCUGUCUGAAUCGACGUUCAAGGUGGAGUCUGCCACCACGCGUAAUGUAUCAGUAAACUUCAUGCAGCAUAAUGCCUCGUGCUCUCACUUCUUUGUUACUUUAGGAGGCAUACAAGCAACUGAACACAGAGGCCUUACAUUUUCUCAGACUUGUGACAUAAUAGCAUUUGCCAACUCAUGUCGACAUUGUAAAGAGAAGUGCUCACCCAAGUGUUUUCCUAGUCCGUGUUCCCGUUGGCAUUUCUGUAUUUGGCAUUCACACCAAAUGAAGCAGCUCCUGCCAUAGCCCUGUUUCCCAGAGAAACACCUACUAAGUGCCGCUG